AUGUCAAUGUCGAGUCUAAGUUCAGCCACGAUCCGAGGGUAUUCCCCCAUAUCGAAACGCCCCUUGUCGUCGUGUAUGCUACGACAGACUUAUACAGCCGUUACCCCACGGCUGACGAGACAAUUCGUCGCCACCCCGAAACGAUGCUUCCAUCGAUCGUCGCAUAAAUACCAACAGAAUGAACGUUUUAGCUCAAGAUUACGGACUGCGUUAAGAGAUACAAAGGUUACGUGGUACCAUAUACCCGUCGGAUUGGGAAUUGGGUUUCUCGGUCUCGUGCAGUUCUACAAGACUCAAGCCCGUGAGAAGGAAAGAAUCGAGAGAGAGGCUGCCGGUGAGGAUGGCACCCGCCCCAAGAAACGGGCCCGGAUACGGCCAGAUGGUCCGUGGCAAGUACAAGUAAUGUCAACAUUACCCUUAAAGGCUAUGUCAAGACUAUGGGGAAAAUUCAACGAGCUCACCAUUCCAUACUACCUCCGAGUCCCGGGCUUCAAGCUCUACGCAUUUAUCUUCGGCGCGAAUCUAAACGAGGUCUCUGAACCAGAUCUUCACGUAUACCCAAACCUCGCUUCUUUCUUCUAUCGAACCCUUAAACCCGGCGCUCGACCCCUAGACACAAAUCCAGACGCCUUACUAUCACCAUCCGAUGGACGCGUGCUCCAAUUUGGAAAGAUCGAAGGUAACGACAUCGAACAAGUAAAAGGCAUGACAUAUACCAUAGACGCAUUACUGGGCAAGCACACGCCCCCACCCAGCCUAUCCGGGGAGAAACCAGAAACGACCGACCAAGCAACAACACCCAAACCCAAGCACGGCGACGAAGAACUCGUCUCAUCGGACGAGGAAUUCGCCCGCGUGAACGGGAUCUCGUACACGCUACCGAACCUUCUCUCCGGUCCCGACGACGGCCACGAGACCAAGCGUCUCGACGACCAAACCACCACGCCCUCCAGCCCCGGCGCCGUCUCCGAAGUCCGCGCGGACCUCGCCCUCGGCGAGAAGCCGUGGUACGCACUGCUCUCCCCGGACAACCGCACCGCGCUCUACUACGCCGUCGUGUACCUCGCGCCGGGCGACUACCACCGCUUCCACUCGCCCGCGAACUGGGUUGUCGAGCGGCGUCGCCAUUUCGCGGGGGAGCUAUACUCUGUAUCGCCGUACCUGCAGCGCACGCUACCCGGACUUUUCACCCUAAACGAGCGCGUAGUCCUUCUGGGGCGAUGGCGUUGGGGUUUCUUUAGUUUCGUGCCAGUCGGUGCGACGAACGUUGGCUCUAUCACCGUCAACUUCGACCGCGAACUGCGCACUAACUCUCUUCUCACCGACACCGCGGCUGAUCGCGCUGCAGAAGAGGCCGCCGCUCGUGGUGAGCCGUAUAGCGGCUUUUCCGAGGCGACGUACGGUGCCGCGAGUCGUGUGUUAGGGGGCCAUGCGCUGAGGCGCGGGGACGAGAUGGGCGGUUUUAAGCUUGGGAGCACCAUUGUGCUCGUGUUCGAGGCACCUGUCGCUGACCACCCGGGCGCGAAGGGCGGGUUUGCCUGGGCCGUGGAGAAGGGGCAGAAGGUUAAGAUGGGGCAGGCGUUGGGUUAUGUUAGGGAAUAG
Molecule: messenger RNA, 1602 nt
Organism: Annulohypoxylon maeteangense
Lineage: Eukaryota; Fungi; Ascomycota; Sordariomycetes; Xylariales; Hypoxylaceae
Product: phosphatidylserine decarboxylase
Exons: 2
Coding region: 1-1602 (533 amino acids)
Biological process (GO): phosphatidylethanolamine biosynthetic process
Cellular component (GO): mitochondrion
Molecular function (GO): phosphatidylserine decarboxylase activity
Source: RefSeq, a predicted model, not a curated record